Arthroderma uncinatum is the source of this 585-nucleotide messenger RNA. Its product is annotated as golgi apparatus membrane protein TVP23. The record is from RefSeq and is a predicted model, not a curated record. The transcript is spliced from 4 exons. The coding region runs from base 1 to 585 and encodes 194 amino acids. Gene Ontology annotation, cellular component: Golgi membrane. NCBI's taxonomy places the organism in Eukaryota, Fungi, Ascomycota, Eurotiomycetes, Onygenales, Arthrodermataceae. Gene Ontology annotation, biological process: vesicle-mediated transport; protein secretion.
AUGGAGCAGCCACAAGCACAAACACAGGCGCUGCCGGGCGACCUUAACUGGCGCCUCAGCUCCCAUCCACUCACGCUGUUAUUCUUUCUCGGAUUCAGAAUAGGUAGUUUGCUCAUGUACCUAUUCGGAGUGCUGUUCAUCAAAAACUUCAUCCUCGUCUUCAUUAUCACGCUCCUCCUCCUCUCCGCCGAUUUCUAUUACCUGAAGAACAUCGCAGGCCGUCGACUGGUGGGAUUACGAUGGUGGAAUGAAGUCAAUGUGCAGACAGGCGAAUCACACUGGGUCUUUGAGAGCUCUGACCCAAAUACCCGCGUCAUCAGCGCUACGGAUAAGCGGUUUUUCUGGCUGGGCCUUUACAGCACUCCUGCAUUAUGGAUUGGGUUGGCAGUCCUUGCGAUUGUACGACUACAAAGCGUGAUCUGGUUGAGUCUUGUCGCUAUUGCUCUUGUUUUAACCAUCACCAACACCCUAGCGUUCUCAAGAUGUGAUCGAUUCAGUCAGGCUUCGUCGUUCGCCACGAAUGCGCUCUCUGGCGGUAUUGCUGGGAAUUUUGCUAGUGGCAUGUUUGGAAGACUAUUUAGAUGA